CAAAAAUGACUCUCUUUGCUUCAAUUUCAUCACUCGGUAAUACUUCAUCAAUUUCAAAAUCAGCUUCAAUGAGAUCUUAUAACUCAUCAUCAUUACAAAGCUCAAACAAUGUUCAAUGUGGUGGUGGCUGUGGUAAUGGCGGCCUUGUUCCAAAUCUUGUCGGUGGUCUUUUAGUUACUACUGGUGCUUUAGUUGGUACUGUUGUUGGCACUGUUGGCGGUCUUGUCAAUGGUUUAUUAGGUACUGGAAGCUGUGGUUGUAAUUAAGGGAAUUAUUUAAUAAUUUUAUAAACCAAUAUUAUGUAAAAUUGCUUAAUUAUAAAAUAAAAAUAUUUAUUUAAAUUAUUUUAAAAAAAUU
Dictyostelium purpureum is the source of this 357-nucleotide messenger RNA. RefSeq lists its product as uncharacterized. The coding region runs from base 6 to 266 and encodes 86 amino acids. The transcript has 2 exons. The record is from RefSeq and is a predicted model, not a curated record. NCBI's taxonomy places the organism in Eukaryota, Evosea, Eumycetozoa, Dictyosteliales, Dictyosteliaceae.